AUGGACAUAGCAGCACUAGAAGACAAACUAACAAGCACUCAUGCCCUAGAGAUAUUCUCAACUGAAUUAUCCAAGUCAAUCUCACAAGGAGACACAAAUAGAACAGAUCUCCUGAUAGACACAGCAUCAAACACAAAGAAUCUUUCUAAGCCUUCAAUUGCCAUCUUACUAAAGUCAUCUUUAGAUGCCCUGGAGAAGCAACAAAUAAACCCAAAGGAAAGAAUAAGAAUAUACAACAGACUAAUAGACUGGGCACAAAAUAAUAAAAGGACCCUCCUUAAGAUAGACUUUGAUAUCAGAAAGAUAGAAGGAUUAUUACAAUUAAGGGAAUAUACAGCAGCAUUAGACUUAAUACAACAGACAGUUAAAUUACUUAAAAGAGCAGAUGAUAAGAUAGGAUUAGUUAAGUUAUUCUAUCUAGAGAGUAAAGUAUAUUAUGCAUUACAUAAUAUAUCUAGGGCUAAGUCAGCCUUAACACUCUCUAAGUCUACUGCCACCUUAGUCUACUGUCCUUCUUAUAUGCAGGCUAAAAUAGACUUAUUAUCUGGUGUAUAUGCAGCAGAUGAAGGGGAAUAUGGGAUUAGUGCAGGAUACUUAGUAGAGGCAAUGGAUGGAUUUAUUUUAUCACGGGAUUACAGUAUGGGACUAAUUUGUUAUAGAUAUUUAUUACUUGUUAAGGUGAUGGAUGGUAGGUCAGGUGAGAUUAAUAGUAUAAUUGUUAAUAAGGGUAGUGUAUUUGAAGAUAAGGAUCCUGUUGUAGAUAUGCUUUGUAGGAUUAGUACGUGCGUUGUAAACAGAGAUCUUCAAGGUUGUCAGAAGAUAGUUGAUUCUGGGUCUAAUCUAUUGGGUUCUGAUGGGUUCCUGAUGGAGCACCUUAGGGCCCUUUGUAAUUCCUUGAUUGAUGCGAAUAUUCUGAAGAUAAUUGAGCCAUAUUCUAAUAUAAGCAUAGGCCACAUAGCAGAAGUAUUGGGCUUUGGGGUGGAUGUGAUUGAGGACCGAGUCAGGCGCAUGAUCCUGGAUGAAAAGAUCCGUGGGGAUAUUGAUCAGGAGACUAUGUGCAUAAAUAUACAGAAGGCACAGGAUGGGAAUAAUUACAGGAAGGAGGCACAAGAUAUACUGGGCGUACUAUCAGAGACAAUUGAUACCAUAUUAGGGAAGUAG
Molecule: messenger RNA, 1161 nt
Organism: Nematocida ausubeli
Lineage: Eukaryota; Fungi; Microsporidia
Exons: 1
Coding region: 1-1161 (386 amino acids)
Biological process (GO): ubiquitin-dependent protein catabolic process
Cellular component (GO): proteasome regulatory particle, lid subcomplex
Molecular function (GO): structural molecule activity
Source: RefSeq, a predicted model, not a curated record